Messenger RNA from Varroa destructor (honeybee mite), 1687 nucleotides. RefSeq lists its product as uncharacterized. The record is from RefSeq and is a predicted model, not a curated record. NCBI's taxonomy places the organism in Eukaryota, Metazoa, Arthropoda, Arachnida, Mesostigmata, Varroidae.
CUUGCCCAUAGCUCGUCGGAUGCGCGACCACUCGGUACGCGUCAGUUGACGGGUUCUUAAAAACGGGAAGCUCUGUUUGAGAGGCCCAAUGGAAUGGCCAGAAAGUCUAUCGCGUUUGUCACUUGCAAGCCCAUCUCUCGAUGAAGCGGAUUUCUCCUGUUUGAUCGAGAUACCACUGCCCCCAGGACCACCGGAAGCUCCGGAAAUCGAUGAGUUUAACUGAAAACACGAUUUUUGUUCGAAAAGGAAAGCAAAAGCAGCGACGGUUUUCCGACUGCACCCUGUUUGUGGGUUUGUGUAUCUCGGUCUUAAAGGCGAAUCUAUUUAAUAAGAGAUGGAAGUGCUCAGGAUUCGUGAGGAUAAGCUAACCUCGAAGCUUGACCGGGACUCAGCAGUUGAAGCAAGAAUUCUGUUUCUAACUAACGUUGCAAGUCUAUUACACAAGGUCCAAUCGGCACGGAAUGGUCUGCCAGAAAGACGAAAGCAGUUAGAGUUACCAGCUGUCUACCUUCACCGAGCGAACAUGCUUCGGUACGAAGAGUAUGGUAAAGCGGGUAACAUCUUCCCAAAAGAUAUUGUAUGUCAAAAAUGCGGCAUCCUGUGGACUCCUUCAUAUCUGCGUGUAGACCUCCGGAAGAGCAAAAAAAUUUCUGAUGGCAAACUUAAACGCCUACAAGAAAAACAAACGCAUAGACCUUGGACACUUUCUAAAUUGCAGAAGAAGCUGUUGAAACAGCACGCAAAAAUGGCUGCAGAGCCGUAUCAAUUUCGAUAUGAGUGCAAGCUGUGCGGUGCAAAAGCUUUGAUCAAAGUUCCCACUACUACAAAUUCCACUGGACCUGCAGGAAGUACAAAUCACUUCUCCAGUGCAUCAUCCGGGUCCCUGAACGUUUCCGAUAAAUUCGCAACCAAAGCGACACAGCUGACUCGAGAAUCGAUGGCUUCCACGCAUCUUUGUGUUAGCUCGACUCUAGGACCCAGCCGGAAUACAACCGGAACAAACAAAAACCGUAAAAGUCUCUUAAAACAAGUGACCGAAAUGAGCGAGGCAUCCAAGUUGAGAUCUCCACUACAGGCCUUUCUUUCUAGCUUAUGAAAAAUUUCGGGCACAAGCUGCGCCUACUCUCAGACUAGAUGAGAUAUAUCAGCUGAAUAUCUGAAGAAUCGACCAGAAACGUGAUUAACAAACCUAUUUAGAUAUUUUCGAAAGAAGAGGGAAUAACUUUUGCCGUGCCAUAUCCACAAUGGACAUUUUCAUGCCUAUUUGGUCUAAGCACGAAUGUCUUUGAGCUCAAGAUGUCAUAACCACUGAAGAAACCUUGUCCAGUAAGAACUCUUGCAGUUUUUGUAUGAAAGAAGUUAAGUGCACUCGUGUAUAUAUUAUAUAUGAACUUAGCUAAUGUGUAUCAAAAUUGCAGUACAGGGAUACUAGUAAUAAAUUUUAAAGACGCAUGAAGGACAGCGCGAUGAAAUACACUAUGCUGUUUUUAUUCGUUUACUGCGUUAGCAACUAUGCACUAUUAGAAAACUGAGGUGCACAUCUUUUUGUAUAACCUAUAUUUAUAUAAGCAAAGUAUUAAUUAGAAGACUAUUUGCUCGACUUGAGUACAAUUAUCAGAAAAACAUGGGUUUCUUGAUAGAAUAGAUUAAUUCACAAUAUAUAGACAUAUAAAAGCGAAGUAGUACG